UGCAAAAGAGACUGUAAUUAAAUUGUAACUUCACGUUCGAAUCUUUCGAUCAGGCACUCGUACGCGCGAUGGCAAGACAAACUACGAUAACAGUAUUCUAAACGUUACUUUGCAGUAUCGUUAGUACAAAUUUAACAGCGUUUUGCUACGUUCGUUUGUUUGAAAGUGUCCGGAACUAUUAUAAACAACGUAAUUGGUCGUAAUUCGUCCAGUGGUCGCUUGAGAAAGUCGUGUGUAUUGGAUUAACAGUAUUGGAUAACAGUAAUGUCGAAUUUUGUGGAGUUAUUGAUAACGGAAGUGGAAAGACGGCCCAUUUUAUGGAAUAGAUAUUUGAAAGAUUAUAAAAAUCGUGUUUUAGUUGAGAAGGAAUGGGAGAACGUUGCGCUGGUAUUACAAAAAGAGAAGUACAAGGUGAAACAAAAGUGGAAGAAUCUUCGAGAUCAGUUCCAACGGGAGUGUAAGAAAAUAAGAAGUCUUCGGUCCGGCGCUCCUGGUAGUCUGUCGGCUGAAACGUACAACGUGAAGUGGGCGCACUUUGAACAAAUGAAAUUUUAUUUAAAGAUCAUGACGACGCCGUUCCCGACGGAAAUGAGUUUUCACGUAGACCAAAUAAAAGAGGAGCAAAUAGACAUCUCGGAAGAUACACCGUCGCAAGACUCGAAUACUGUACUAGAAGAAGACACGCCUCCCGCGUCGAUUACUCCUUCGUGCGCCGAAAAAGGAUUCGAAAGUAUGACAGGAUCGCCUCUCUCGGAAUUCGAGAAACAAUUUAUCGAGCUAGAAAACAGAAAAAUGCGGUUCCUGAUGGAUAAUUCGACGGCAUCAACGUCGCAGGAAAAUUCGCAGGACGACGAAGACAUGUUAUUUGUUAAAUCGUUGGUUCCAUUUUUCAAAAAUCUGCCCCCGUUGAAAAAGCUUAUUGUACGAAAUAAAAUUCAAGAAGUACUAAUCGCAGAGAUGCGAAACGAAGAAAACGACAAAUUAAAUAACUUUACAUAAACAUACGGAAUUAUUGUUCCUUUGAUUCUC
Hylaeus volcanicus is the source of this 1029-nucleotide messenger RNA. RefSeq lists its product as uncharacterized. Gene Ontology annotation, biological process: regulation of transcription by RNA polymerase II. Gene Ontology annotation, cellular component: nucleus; transcription regulator complex. NCBI's taxonomy places the organism in Eukaryota, Metazoa, Arthropoda, Insecta, Hymenoptera, Colletidae. The transcript is spliced from 2 exons. The record is from RefSeq and is a predicted model, not a curated record. The coding region runs from base 265 to 999 and encodes 244 amino acids. Gene Ontology annotation, molecular function: DNA binding.